Cricetulus griseus (Chinese hamster) is the source of this 11106-nucleotide messenger RNA. The record is from RefSeq and is a predicted model, not a curated record. Lineage: Eukaryota; Metazoa; Chordata; Mammalia; Rodentia; Cricetidae.
CAUGCUCACAGCUAUUCUUCCUUCACAAGUGUACAAAUGUAUAGUCUGAAGGGUUGUUGGGUGGGUCCCCAAGUCUGUAUCCUCUUUGGCUCUAGGACUGACUUCCCUUGUGGGUUCUUCCAGCGGAUACAGAUUCUCCAUGGGUCUCCCUUGGUAAGGGCAAUGCACAAGCAGUGGCUUGACCAUUAGCACCACCAGAGGAAGGCAGCCUGGGUGUCUGUGACCCCAUCAUGUUGGCCCUUUGGAAGCUUUCCUUUCAGGGUGGCUUUUCUCUGAGGACUUGGGCACUUCAGAAAGAGCAGCUGCUGGUGGUACUUGUGUUGUGAGGGAGGUGACCUUUGCACAUUUAGCCAAUGCACUGCUACUUGAGAGAGUGUCUGUGGCACUGAUGGUGUUAGGACCAGCAAGGCGCUGAGGGGACUGGAGAGUUUCCCAUUGCUUGAAGUAUGGAGACAGCUUCUCUCUAGAUCCCAACUCUGGAUUAAUGUAUUUUGGACAUCUUUGGGUUGAAUAAAUUCAGCCCUUUUCCAUUCACAAGACCCAGUAAGGAGCAGGUUGCAGCGAAACUGUGUGCGUGCAUGUGCAUGUGUGUAUACACACACAUGCUAGUGUGAGCCCAAGUAGAGAGCAGAGGUUAACUUUGAUGUCUCCUUCAAAUUCUCUUUGCUUUUAGAAAUAGGGUCUGUCAUUGCUCCUGGAGCUCACUGGUUUGGCCAGGCUCUGUGGUCAGCCAGACCCAACCAUUCUCCUGUGUCUAUCUUCCACUGCUAGGAUUGUAGACACUACUGAACCCAGCUUUUUUCAUGUGGAUGCUGGGGGGUGGUCAGAACUCAGGUCCUCAUGACUGUGUGGCAAGCCCUUUGCUUACUGAGCCAUGCUCUUAGCCCUUGGCUCUGGUUUUGAAAGACACUUGUGGUAUUUAGUUUACAGUUUCCCUUAAGAGGUUGGAGAACUGACUUAGGAAACCAGGAGAGCAUGUGGUUUGCAUGCCUGCAGCGGAGAUGUCCAGUGAAUGAGGAGAGGAUGAGGAAUGCAGUUUCCUACCGAGAACUUUCUAGAAGGGAGGUUCCUGUACACCUGGGACAUGUUCCACUCCCUGUGUUAUGCACACAGUGUCAUGCUACCUCUUUGUAAGUACAUCAAGAUCCUUUUGCCUGUUCUAUGUGGUUACACUGAUGGGCUAUGCCCUCCUCUAGUGUCCUGUCCAUUUAAUUCAUCAGGGACAAGCUGGAGACCUGUGGCUUUUCUUUUUUUGGAUUUCUCAUUUGCAGACACAGCAGGCAGAACCAAGCCUAAAGUGAUUUUUGCAAAGCAAAAUAAACUCAGCAGGAAAUAAAGCAGUGCCAUGGUACAUGUGGGCAGGGGUGGCUUGACACUGGGGUUUUGUUGCAGAGCUGAGAAGCCCAUGACACCUGUGUGAAGUCACAGUUGUAUUCUUGGACAAAUUUAUUGUGGCUCAGUUUAGACUUCAUCCUCAGUACCAAAAGUUCAUGAGAAUUCGCUGUUGAAACAUUCUGAGCUGGAAGCCUUGCUGGGUAGAGCCACCUAAAUAUUCGCUGUGUUCAUGACUUCUUAUUGCAGAUGGGACCGGCUAACCCUCCUUGAGACCAGCCCCCCCCCUGCACAUUCAUCUGGAGCCCAGGCAGGGAUGAGAGUGUGUGGGCAAAGUGGCUUCUCCUGUGGUUUCAUGUUGACUAGAGAAUCAUGUGUGGCAGCUCACACAGAUACUCAAAUUUGGCAGACGCUGGGAGCUGCGUUCUUUGAGUCUUCAGUGCCAGGUUCUACAGGUUCACUGCCCACUGUGUUGCUUCUGUCUCCCAUAGAGAUGAGCAUCUAAUAAUAUACACAGCCACCCAGCAUCUCUCUAUCAGACAAGUGGCUGCAUUGAGUGGUGAGUUUGAAUGACUUUCUCUGUUACCAGCUAGGGGUGUAUGUGUGGUUGUUUCUAUAAACACUCAUAUGUGAGUAAUAUUCAUGAACCACAUAGAAUCAUGUCUAUGAACAGGCAUGGCCUGUUGAGUGUGGCAGAGGCCCAGUAGCUCCACCCCCCCAGGCCCCACCUUGCCAGAUGCAGGAUGCAUGCAUUUACUCUCUGCCUGUCUCCUAGCAGUGCCUUGCACAUCUGCUUACAACAUUUGCAUUGGACAAAUUAGAGAAGAGGAAUCCAAGGCUGCGUGUGCUCCUGUGUGCAGGGAGGGGGGGGCAGAUGAAGGAAAAGUGUUGUCAAUAGAUGUGUGUGUUAUUAAAUGACAUGUACUUACACAAUCACAGGGUUAGCAACAUGGUCUUGGGUUCUUGGAAAAUGUUCGCAAGCAACUGGCAUGAUUGACAUGAGCCAGUGUUAUCCUAAGAUACAAGAUCUAACCUUCCAUGUGUCAGGUCCUGCUGUGAGUCUAAAGAAAGCACUUCUGUUUAGGGCAGGGUAGGUGUUGUGAUGAGCCCUAACUGUAAAACUACUUUUGUAGUUACUUCAUAACUAAUACAUAGUCUUAGGUAAUCAUUUGAAAAGGUUGUUUGACCCCCAAAGGGUUUACAACCAACAUGUUGAGAACUACUGCUCUAGGGAAAUUAAAAAAAAAAAAAAUUUUACGUUCACUUUGACUGAGAAGCUGUAGCUUCCUAAAGCAGUCUUACUUUUGCAAGAUCAGUCACAACCAUUCCCUGUACAGCCUUGCAGUACUUUUUGUGACCGCAGAACACAACAAGGCCUUCCAGAGAGUUAAGCCAGCAUUUGGCUUGCCAAGCCUUUUGGGUCUUGGUGAGGGAUGUCUAGGUGGUCUCUCGUCCUCAGAGCUGGAACUUGCUGAGCGUGCUAGUGAACGUGUCUGAAGAGAUAUUUUUAGACAGGGAGAGCAGGGUAAAUCCCACGAAAUGUGACAUCAUGUUCUCCUCAGAAAUCAGUCUCUGUAAACAUUCCCUGAUGGAUCACCCUCCUGUAGGGCUCUGGCUGCUUUGCAGAGAUCAGUGCCUGUUAGUGGUGAAACUGGGUCCUGUCGCCUCUGCUCUUGACGACUGUCAGUCUGAAAAAUUGAAAUGGGUGUAGUCUCUGCACUAUAUGUAUAGUUAAGCAUUUUGGGAGAUGAGACCUUUUGUGAUUUCAGGGUACAUCGAUUGGUGUUUGCAUAAUGGCAAACAAAGCCUUAAGGCCUGGAGAGAUGUGCAUUUCACCAAAAUGCUCUCCAUCCGGGUCAUUUGUAUGUUCUUAGAUUUCAAUAACACUCAUUACUGGAGUGUUUAUUUCUCCCAUGAUCUGGUAGGGAGGGGGUUUUGGGGUUGUCUUGUUCACACUGGCCUGCCUCCUAGGUGAUGGGUAGUGGGAUGGUGCGGGACGGGGCCUGCUUUCUGUCCCAGCCAGUCUUUUCAUCAAUGUGGCGGUGAUGUGGAGGCUUUCACACACAGAAAAGCAGAGGUGUGAGAUUACUCCAGCCUGAUCCAUGGAUUGUAUCAGCCACAGCUGGGUGGUGCAGCUUGGGCAGUGUCUGGAGUUGGGGUGCUUGCUGCCAUCUGGCACAUCACAGACUAUGCACCUACUCAUCACAAAUACCUCUCUCCCCUCCGGGCAGCAGGAGCCCCUCUGAAAAUGGAGAGCUAAGACACGCCCUUAGGCCCUCACGACACAAGACUGUACUGUGACCCACACAUCAUCGUCCUAAUGGAUCGCAGCAGAGAGGCUGAGAUGGAGCUGAGGAGAGGACCCAGCCCACCCAGGGCUGGCAGGAGCCACGAGGUGGAUGGGGACAAGGCUGCGUGCCACAGCUGUUGCAUCUGUGGCAAGAGCUUUCCGUUUCAGAGUUCACUGUCACAGCACAUGCGCAAGCACACCGGAGAGAAGCCCUACAAGUGUCCCUACUGUGAUCACAGGGCUUCUCAGAAGGGCAACCUCAAGAUUCACAUCCGAAGCCACCGUACAGGGACUUUGAUUCAGGGGCAUGAGCCUGAGGUAGGCGAUGCUCAGCUGGGCGAGAUGCGUGUGUCUGAGGGCCUGGAUGGGUGUGCCAGCCCUACCAAGAGCACCUCAGCCUGCAACCGCAUGCUUAAUGGGGCUGUGCCUAUGGACAACGGCAAGAUCCUGCUCAGGAGCAGCCGCAAGGAGGCAGAGGGGGCCGCUGGUGCCCAGGACGCUGCUGAGGCCAUGGCGCAGUGCUCCUUCUGUAAGAGCCGGUUUGAACGCAAGAAGGACCUGGAGCUGCAUGUACACCAGGCCCACAAGCCAUUUAAGUGCCGGCUAUGCAGCUAUGUCACCUUGCGGGAGGAAUCUCUGCUGAGCCACAUCGAGAGGGACCAUAUUACUGCACAGGUGCCCAAUGGCAGCAGCAGCGAGGCCUGUGUGGAGAAUGGCAAGCCAGAGCUGAGCCCUGGGGAAUUUCCAUGUGAGGUGUGUGGCCAGGCCUUCAGCCAGACCUGGUUCUUGAAGGCACACAUGAAGAAACACCGGGGCUCCUUUGACCAUGGCUGCCACAUCUGUGGCCGGAGAUUCAAAGAGCCUUGGUUCCUCAAGAACCACAUGAAGGCACAUGGACCCAAGGCAGGAAACAAGAACAGGCCCAAGAGUGAGAUGGACCCCAUUGCCACCAUUAACAAUGUGGUGCAGGAGGAGGUCAUCGUCGCCGGCCUGUCCCUCUAUGAGGUCUGCACAAAGUGCGGGAACCUGUUUACAAACCUGGACAGCUUGAAUGCCCAUAACGCCAUACACCGCAAAGUUGAAGCCAGCCGGACACGAGCUCUGGCUGAGGAGGGGGACUCAGAGGGUCCCCUUGACACCAAGCAGUUCUUUUUACAGUGCCUGAACCUGACACCAUAUGUGGCUGGUGACGUGUCCCCCAGUGGGCAGGCUGGACGCCGGGUGGCUGAGUUGGACCCCGUCAACAGCUAUCAGGCCUGGCAGCUAGCCACCAGGGGCAAGGUGGCUGAGCCGGCUGAGUACCUCAAGUAUGGGACCUGGGAUGAAGCGCUGGCCGGGGAUGUGGCCUUUGACAAGGACAAGCGUGAAUAUAUACUGGUGAGCCAGGAGAAACGAAAGCGUGAGCAGGAUGCCCCUUCCACCCAGGCUCCACCCAGGAAGAGGGCCAGUGUACCUGGAGACCCCAUGCUUCCUGGCCACCUUGACCCCCGGCCAGCCUCACGUCCCAACCGCCGGGCUGCGGCUACCACAGGCCAGGGCAAGUCCUCUGAGUGCUUCGAGUGCGGCAAGAUCUUCCGCACCUACCACCAGAUGGUGCUCCACUCUCGUGUGCACCGCCGUGCACGCCGUGACAGGGAUCCUGAAGGGGACAGGGCAGUGCGCGCCCGCUGCGGUUCACUCAGCGAGGGUGAUUCAGCUUCCCAGCCAAGCAGUCCUGGCUCAGCCUGCGCCAUCGCUGACUCCCCAGGCUCUGGCCUGGCUGAAGAGGUGGUGGAUGACAGUGGUGAAGAGGUUGUGCCUGAACCCGCAUCAGGGGGCCAGCCACGGCACUGCUACUCUUCUGGAGAGGUGGCACCCACCGUGCUCUCCAACGGGGACCAGAGUCACACACUUGGAAAUAACCUGCCAGAGAAAGACAUCAGCGAGCCCAAGGUGGGGAUUGCCACGCCAUCCGUGUCCAUACUUGAAAACAGCAGCAGAGAGACGGCCAAGGGUCCCGAGCAGCAUAGAUUUUCUCUUGACCUAAAGAUGCCAGCAUUUCACCCCAAGCAGGAGGGGCCCAGCACUAUUGGCCGGGUAGACUUCCCUUCGAGCAUGGAGAUAACUAGCCUGCAGCUCACCUUGGACAGCCAGGCUGGGCAUUCAAAAGAAAAGCUGUCCGAUUUGCACAAGGAGCACUGUGGGGCAGGAAAGCGGUCAUCCGCCUCUGACCUGGUCCCGCUGGACUUAAGUAUGAGGUCGAGCCGGGAUGACCCCAGCAGUAAGGACGCAUGCUCCCUGCAGGCGGCCCUGGUCAUUCACCCGUGUCCUUACUGUAACCACAAGACCUACUACCCCGAGGUCCUGUGGAUGCACAAGCGCAUCUGGCACAGGGUCAGCUGCAACUCUGUAGCACCCCCUUGGACUCAGCCUAACGGCCACAGGAGCAUUCGCAGCAGCCUGGUUUUCCUUGCUCGCAGUGGGCGCACAGGUCCCCCGCCUGCUCUUGGAGGCAAGGAAUGCCAGCCCCUGCUCCUCGCUCGCUUUACCCGCACCCAGGUGCCAGGUGGGGUACCGGGAUCAAAGGGCAGCUCUUCUCCCCUUGGGGUGACCACAAAAGCCGCUAGCAUGCCUAAGAAUAAGGAGAGCCAUUCUGGGGGCCCCUGUGCUCUGUGGGCCUCUGGCCCCGAUGGAUACCGACAGACCAGAGCUGGCCAUGGCCAGGAGCCUCCCAGUGCUAUUGUGCAGGGACCCUUGGCCAAACCCAAACAGGAGGCCAACUCCAAGUUGGCACCUUCCCCAGGCAGUGGGGGCCUCAGCAGGAGUGCCACCCCCAUACCCUCGGUUAUAACCCGUGUAGGUGCCCAACCCUCAGCCAAUAGCAAGCCAGUGGAGAAACUCGGGGUCCCUGCAGUGGGGGCUGGCUUUGCUCCUCCGAAUAAGCACAGUGCCCCAGACUCUCUGAAAGCCAAAUUCAGUCCUCAGCCUCAGGGUCAGCCUUCCACAAAAGGCGAAGGAGGCUCUCCUCUACCUCCCCGGGAAACCCCUGUGAAGGCGGCCCAGGAGUUGAGAACACUAGCCACCUGUGCAGCGGGGUCCAGAGGGGACGCAGCCUUGCAGGCCCCACCUGGUGCGCCCCCCAUCUUACACUCCAUCAAGCAGGAGCCGGCAGCUGAGGGGCAGGAGAAACGCUUGGACAUCCUCAGUAUCUUUAAGACGUACAUUCCAAAGGACUUCGCCACACUCUACCAGGGCUGGGGUGUCAGCAGCCCUGGGCCUGAGCACAGAGGGACACCGCUGACACAGGCCCGCCAGGGAGACUUUGUCUGUGUGGAGUGCGGCAAGAGUUUCCAUCAGCCCAGCCAACUCAGGGCCCACCUUCGGGCGCACACAGUUGUGUUUGAGUGUGACGGUCCACAAGGGUCUGAAGUUCACACAGCCUCCACGGAUGCCCCCAAACAAGGGAGAGACCAUACUACCCCAGGGACUGUGCCAGCGGGGCCUCUCCAGAAGGGGACCUAGAAACACGCCUCCAGCGCUCGGCCCCGUGACGGUGUUGACAGUGGCCUCAAGGGCCAUUGGAAGGCUCCCAGCAGUGACCAUGGCCACCUUGGGGAGGAAGAGCCAGGGUCUCCUGACCAGACUACCUUAGACCCGGGAGCCGCUGCGCUAGAGCAGACCAAGGGAGCCACUGAGCUAGAUACCUCCCUUGGUGACAUUUAGGGACAACAAAGAUGCUAUGCCUAGAAUUCUGUGUAGCUCUUUCACACAUGUUUGUGCUCAUCCACCAUGGCCUGUGUCUCCUCAUGAUAAGCAGUGGUAUUGGCAGGCACAGAGGGAGCUCAAGCUUCUGUAUUGAUAACUCAAGACAAGUGUGAGACACUGGAAAUAAGAUGAUGGUGUGUUUUGGAUGGAGUAAAGAGCUAAGCACUGUAGGAGGUGCUCUGGUGCUUAGAGGAUAGGUGACACUGUCAGGACAUGGGGGGGGGUCCACACUACUGCCUCUCCCUGCUUCAGUGGAUAUUUAAUAGCAGGUAAGAUGGAGGGUGGUGUUCAGGAGCUGUGAGGCUUGGUGGUGCUCGGGCUCCGUAAGGCAGGGCAGUGGCAGGUCCUCCCAGUUCAGAGGUCUGGCCAUGACCCCCUCUGAGCUGCUCAUGUCACCCUCAUGCUCUCUGUGUUUCCUCCACUUGAGCUGCGUUGGCACAGGAAACACAGCAGAGAUGGGAACACAUAUAGCCCUGCUUUGGAAAAGAGUUAUUUGAACACUAAGAAGAGCAGGCGUCUUUGUUUAUUCUCAGGACCUUUUUGUAACAGGGCUACAUUCUGCAAACUGCUCACAAGAGAAGACUACAUGUCUUAACAGAUUCAGCCGCUGAAUCCUCCCAAUCCGGGCCUGUUUUAGUGAUGGCAGAAGAACCCUUGAGCAGAUUGGGGUCUUUAGGGUGCUCUGGGGCCUUCUGCUCCUUCCCUCCCUUCCCGUCCCAACCUCCUCCCUGCACCACCCCAGCAAAUAGAUGUCUUUCCCGCUCAGGCCUGGUGGCCACCACUGGAUGAGUGACUUCGCUCACAGAUUGAUGGGAGGGCACCAGGCCUGAGAGUGAGGACGGCUUUAUAUACCUCUUCCUUAGUCACGCAAGUUCACGUUUCUGUGGUGGGGUGAAGGCCCUAGCAGAGGUUCCGAACCCACACAGCGUGUGCGUUCGGAACUGUAUUCCGCAGGUAGCAGCAUUUCCUUUUCCCGUUGCUGUGACACUGUGUGUGAUGGCAACACUUCUGCAAGUUCCAGAUGUUUGCACAUUAUGAUUUAUGCAUUAUCAGAAGUUACUGCUGCCUUGAAUGAAAAACGUUCUGUGAAAUUUUUUGCAAAAGCUUUACUAGUUUUUUUUUUAUUGUGAAAUUUUGUAAAGGCAGGAAAUGGAUUAAGACAAGCAUGCUAAAUAUAUUUUUCAAAAAAAGCAAUAAUUUUACAUGUACAGAAAUUAUCCUAACCUUUAAUACUGGUGAGAGCGACAGUUUACUUAACACAGUAAUGGAUCAGUGCAGUUUUUGUAGGAAAUGGGCCUCUGAUACAAAGACUUGUUUAAACACACAUGUAUACAUGAACCCUGGCGUGUGGUUUCUCUGUUCUAAUGAUCUGUUGGAUUAUUAUUAUUAUAUUAUUAUUAUUAUUAUUAUUGUUAUUGUUAUUGUUAGCUAAUGUUUGAUUCUGGAUUCUACUUGUUACUGUUUUAAUUACUUGACCGUUCAGGUGACUGCGACACUUGCAAACAAUGCAAUGUUAACUGGCUAGCAGAUACAUAUAUACAUAUAUAUGUAUAUAUAUUAUAUAUAUAUAAUUAUUUUUUUUACCUAUUUUUCCUGAUACUCCUAUACCAGGUAUGUGUGAGAGCGGCUUGCCGUGUCCGAGGGCUUGGGAAUAUUGAUGGUUCUGAGAUGUAACCUUGAGUGGGUCACAGAGACACAUUCCUCUCUCCACCUGAGGCAGCAGAGCCCUUUCUGCUGAUUCGUGUUUGAUCAUUUUGAUACUUUUUCUCCCAUCAUUUCUGCGUUCUCUGGCUUUUUGUUUUCUUGGCUGAAACAAAGGUGACAGUUAGGAAUGUUCAGGGGCCUGUGAUUUGGCCCCGUCUAUUUCUGUGUUUUAGUUAUUAAAAAAUUCUGUACACAAAGGGACACAAAGGUGUUGUUUGCGUUCUUACUGUGUCCGAAACUGCACUUGGCAUUGAGAACUGGAAGGUUCUGUCUUCCAGUGGGUCUCCUUCCCAGUUGCUCUGGGGAAGAGGGGUGUGUGGGGUGCCUGCAACUGAGUGUCUGAAGAGCAGCCAGGAGAACAGCCAAUCCCAGGAUGACCUGUCCUCAAAGCACAGAGAUAGCAGUUUUCAUGUAGCCAUAAGGCCAUGAGUCCCAUCCCCCCCUCCCCAGCUCACACACCCUCUGGGACCAGCUAUGUGCUGGCCUGGGUGUGUGGCCUCCUUGUCCCACUGGCCUUCAGUAUUGGACCGGUUUGUUAAUUCAUUUAUGUCAGCCCAACCAUAGUAUUUAAUAUGAUUUAUGUUUUCUUAUUUAUUUAGCCAAUCUGUUUUGAUUUGCUGCCUCCCCCCCCCCCCCCCCCCCCGCGAUAAUUUCCGCAUUUCUGACUGUUACAGACUUCCUACUACCUCUACGAAUCUGCUGUCUCCUUGUUUCCUAAUGAGAUUUUUACAGUGUUGAGUCUAAUGUGACUUAGACAAUAAAGGGUUUGGUUGUCUACACUGCAGCUGCUCUGUGUGUCUCCCCUCCCGUCCACCCUGCACUCGCCCUGAUCCCUGCCUGCUCAGUCCACUUUUCACCUCUUAUUCUUGCCUCUCUGUUACCUCUUCUCUUACACUGCCUCCUCAUUUCAAAUGCAAAUAACACAUUCAGAGUUUAUCGGAAUCUUUUAGGUGAUUUAGUCGGUCCUAAUUCAGAGAAUGAAGAUUUAAAGUCACAAAUAAUAAAUAAGUGAAUUCUAAUGGUUCCACCCUGGAGAGUUGCCCAGGGGACUUGUCCACAUGUCUCUUCAGUCUCUUAGGUGGUGGCAGCUCAGCCUCCCCCACCCAGUACAGUUUCCAAGUCAAGCAGACCUUGCCUUUUUGGUUCUGAAAAUAUUAGAUAUUUUAAAGAAGUUUCCCUCAUAUUUACUUAUUUAUUUUUUAAGUCCACAAAGACACUGGUUUCUGAAAAUUAGGUGCUCCAGGCAGCACAAGGUCACUCUGUAAAAAUAAAAGAGCACCAGUGUUCCAGUGGGCUGCAGGGCUGUGUGUCCCGAUUGGCUGCUGUGAGGCACUGGGGACUGGAGUCAGGCUCCUUCCAGGUACCUUGUUCUACCUCUGGCAUCUCCAGGGCUGGCAGCUGUGGUCUUUUCACCUCCUUGGAGCUAGGAGGAUGGCUACUCUCUGGUGAGAUGAUGGUGUUUUCCAGGUGACGCCUGUGGGUGCAAGUCUCUAGGAAAGAAGGGCUCCCUGGCCUUGUUAGAGACUUGACCAACCUCUCUAAGACAAGACCCCUCCCUGCCACCAUGCCUGCAGAACAUGAUUUGUUUUUCAGUGAUUACCAAUUUAGCAACUUUUAUUUGCUGAGAGAGAAACAAAAGAACAAAAAGAAAAAAGCCCUGCAAACAAGGCCUUCCAGGACACUGGUGAUUGCUGCAAACUGCAGAGCCCCGGGGACAUGCCUGCAUGAAGUGACCACCAAGCAAAUAUUCACCAAUUUCAGUAAUUAGUCUUUGAGGUGGUAAGAUGCAGAAGACCAUAGAGUUUGUAUUUCUUUCUAAAAAUACAAUUUAUGAUGCUAUAUUUUGUACUCUUUAUAUUAGAAUUUGUAACUAGAUUGAUGUAUUUAACUAUUUCUGAGAAAAAAUUCAAUGUUACAGCUGUGUGAUAAAAGAUAUUUAGAUAAAACAUAUUCACUCUAUUGGAAUUUGAAAUAAAUAAAAAAACAUCUUGGAGUUGUAAAAUAUUUGCCCCUCCUUUAGAAGGUGGCUUACAUUA